ACUUUGAAACGAGCACUGUCGGCAAGUAAAUGAAGGGAAAAAUGAAAAGAGAAAAUGAGCGAAAUGCAGCGAUAUUCGAACGUCAAAAACCCUCGCCAUGCCCAACGGGUGCUAAAUCGACAUCUGACAGCAAAACAACGAAAACGUAAAUAUCGAACAGUGCCGAUUUUUGCAAAAACCUGAUCAUCAUUAUCCCAGAAGGGGGGAAAGCCGUGUUUCUUUUUUUACCGUGUCACACACAUUCCUCUACUGCGCCACACGCACCUCCGCGGUUCAAUGUUUUUCGAUGCACUUACGUCGCUGAACAUUACCCAGGUGCUGUCGGACUAUCUGCUCAUUGUGAGCAACUCCGUGCGCAGGCAGUUCACGCCAGCAUCGUCGUCGUCCUUGUCAGGUGCGGCGGCUCCACCAUCAUCACCACCAACUCCACCGCCAGCAGCAGCAGCUGUCCCCGGGUACGAAGCGGGAGGUGAAAGUGUUGCUGACGGUGCGGGCGGCCCGUACGAGCUGAAUCUGCUGACCGCGGGUUGGUGCUUUCUGUGCGAAACGCUGCAGCUGGCCAGGGUCGCGCUCGGCGGCGGUGCCCGGUGGCUCGAUUUUACCGAUUUCCAGCUGUUUUUGCUGCAGAUUUUCGCGUCCCUGCUGCUGUCGCUGCUGGUGCUGAUCGCGCUAUCCUGGCGAAAGUACGGCAACCGCAUAACGAACCGCUUCAUUCGCCCGAGCACUGCUAAGGAGAUCGAAGAGCUGAAGCUUUCCGUGGCCCGGCUGAACCUGCCGAAGGAGCACACGCCGCGGAUCUAAAACAGCCAAAUCCCACGCAAGAUGGCCCCGAGCAAGAUAAAGAACUUUUUCCUGCGCAAGAAAGCGGAAGCGAAGCUGAAGCUCGGUGUUGCCGGCCCGGGCCGGAAGCUCAACUCCGACGCACCACCACCACCAUCCUCGAAAGCAAGCUCCUCGAAGCAGAAGGACGCGUACGUACCGCCGAAGCGCAACGAACUGUCGGCGGAAGCGAAAGCGGCCGCCAAUGCCGCGCUGGCCCGCUUCGAGGGGAAGGACAAGAAA
This is a messenger RNA of Anopheles gambiae (African malaria mosquito), 1062 nucleotides long. RefSeq lists its product as uncharacterized. The transcript has 2 exons. The record is from RefSeq and is a predicted model, not a curated record. NCBI's taxonomy places the organism in Eukaryota, Metazoa, Arthropoda, Insecta, Diptera, Culicidae. Bases 277 to 801 code for a protein of 174 amino acids.